CAUGGCGGCUGCGGCGACCCUGGCGAUGGAGCCCAUCAGAACAUAGUAGCGGGGGAAGGGGCACGGUCCGCACUCACGGUGGCGUCGGCGGAGACGGCUGAGGGCGGUGGAGGGAAGAAAAGCGACCGAGAGCAAACGGAAGGGCGGGCAGGCACGCAGGGCGGCGUAGAAGCGAGCACCGGCUCGAGCUAAAGCCGAGGGCCAGAACAGUGGGGAUGGCGGAGCCGCGCCGAGUAGCGUUCAUUAGCCUGUCACCGGUGAGGCGGCGCGAGCCCGAGUGCCCGGGGGCCGAGCGCGAGCCCGAGUAUCCACGCAACCCCCCCCGGCUGGAGCCGCAGCCCUACCGCGAGCCGGCCCGGGCGGAGCCACCGGCCCCGCGGGAACCGGCCCCCCGCUCCGACGCGCAGCCCCCGCCACGGGAGAAGCCGCUCCCCCAGCGCGAGGUCAGCCGCGCCGAGCCGCCCAUGUCGCUGCAGCGCGAGCCCCCGCGGCCCGAGCCGCCGCCGCCGCCGCUCCCGCAGCUGCCCUUGCAGUCGUCCCCGCCGCGGGAGUCGGCUUCCCGGGCCGAGCAGCCGCCGCGGCCGCCGCGGGAGACGGUGCGCCUGGAGCUGGUGCUCAAGGACCCUACCGAUGAAAGCUGCGUGGAGUUCAGUUACCCGGAGCUGCUGCUGUGCGGAGAACAACGGAAGAAGCUCAUUCAUACAGAAGACCCAUUUAAUGAUGAGCAUCAGGAGAGGCAAGAAGUGGAAAUGUUGGCUAAGAAGUUUGAAAUGAAAUAUGGUGGGAAACCCCGUAAACACCGGAAGGAUCGGCUACAAGAUUUAAUUGAUAUAGGCUUUGGCUAUGAUGAGACAGAUCCAUUUAUUGAUAACUCAGAGGCUUAUGAUGAAUUAGUUCCUGCUUCUCUAACAACAAAAUAUGGAGGCUUUUAUAUCAACACUGGCACUCUACAGUUUCGCCAAGCUUCAGAUACUGAAGAAGAUGAUACUACAGACAACCAAAAGCACAAGCCACCCAAAGUUCCCAGAAUAAAAGAAGAUGAUAUUGAGAUGAAGAAGCGGAAGCGAAAAGAGGAAGGUGAAAAGGAGAAAAAGCCAAGGAAAAAAGUACCCAAACAACUGGGAGUUGUGGCUCUAAAUUCACACAAGUCUGAAAAAAAGAAGAAACGUUACAAAGAUUCUCUUUCUCUAGCUGCCAUGAUACGAAAAUUUCAGAAAGAGAAGGAUGCAUUAAAAAAAGAGUCUAACCCCAAAGUCCCAGUGACCUUAUCAACCUCCUCUCUGAAUAAACCCCCUUCUGCUGCAGCAUUGGGGAAUGAUGUCCCAGACUUAAAUCUGAACAGUGCUGAUCCAGACCUCCCCAUUUUUGUUAGCACAAAUGAACAUGAACUGUUUCAGGAUGCUGAAAAUGCCCUAGAGAUGCUAGAUGAUUUCGACUUUGAGAGAUUACUGGAUGCUGCUUCUGAUGGUAGCCCCCUAUCUGAGUCAGGGGGAGAAAAUGGAACCACCACCCAGCCAACCUACUCCUCUCAGGUUAUGCCCAAGGUGGUACCUACACUCCCAGAGGGUCUACCUGUUCUUCUUGAAAAACGUAUUGAGGACCUUCGUGUAGCUGCCAAACUUUUUGAUGAAGAAGGAAGGAAAAAAUUCUUUACCCAGGAUAUGAAUAAUAUUCUUCUGGACAUUGAGUUACAGCUACAAGAACUAGGCCCUGUCGUUCGUAGUGGUGUCUAUUCCCAUCUUGAAGCUUUUGUGCCAUGCAAUAAGGAAACACUGGUAAAACGUCUAAAGAAGUUACAUCUCAAUGUGCAGGAUGAUCGUUUAAGAGAACCUCUGCAAAAACUGAAACUGGCUGUUAGCAACGUCAUGCCUGAACAGCUAUUCAAAUACCAGGAGGACUGCCAGGCUCGUAGUCAAGCUAAGUGUGCCAAAUUGCAAACAGAUGAAGAACGAGAAAAAAAUGGAUCUGAGGAAGAUGAUGAUGAAAAACCAGGGAAACGUGUAAUAGGACCAAGAAAGAAAUUCCACUGGGAUGACACCAUUAGAACUUUGUUAUGUAACCUUGUUGAAAUCAAAUUGGGAUGCUAUGAGUUAGAGCCAAAUAAAAGCCAGUCUGCUGAGGAUUAUCUUAAAUCCUUUAUGGAGACAGAGGUGAAGCCCUUAUGGCCUAAGGGCUGGAUGCAAGCAAGAAUGCUUUUUAAGGAAAGCCGGAGUGUACAUAAUCAUCUUACUUCUGCUCCGGCAAAGAAAAAGGUGAUUCCUGCACCUAAACCCAAAGUAAAGGAGGUGAUGGUAAAGACCCUUCCUCUCCAUUCUUUUCCUACUGUGCUUAAGGAGUGUAGUCCGAAAAAGGAUCAGAAAACUCCUGCAUCCCUGGUAGCUUCAGUUGGUGGUCCUUCAGCAAGCUCUAGCAUAUCUGCUGUUGCUUCAGCCAGCUCCAGCUCUACGCCAGCCCAAGAAACCAUCUGCCUUGAUGACUCACUAGAUGAAGAUCUUUCUUUCCAUUCGCCUUCACUUGAUCUUGUUUCUGAAGCUUUAGCUAUUAUCAACAAUGGGAACAAGGGCCCUCCAGUUGGCUCAAGGAUAAGCAUGCCAUCUACAAAACCUCGUCCAGGACUGAGAGAAGAAAAAUUGGCAAGUAUCAUGAGUAAGCUGCCACUGGCUACUCCCAAAAAACUAGAUUCUACUCAGACUGCACAUUCAUCAAGUCUUAUUGCUGGUCACACAGGGCCGGUACCAAAGAAACCCCAGGAUUUAGCUCAUACUGGCAUCUCUUCAGGCCUUAUCGCUGGUUCUUCAAUCCAGAACCCUAAAGUUUCCUUAGAACCCUUGCCAGCCAGGCUACUUCAACAAGGACUACAGAGGUCAAGCCAGAUCCAUGCUUCUUCCUCUUCACAGACUCACAUCUCCUCUUCUUCCCAAGCCCAAGUUGCUGCCUCCUCUCAUGCUCUAGGAACAUCAGAGGCUCAAGAUGCUUCUUCAUUAACACAAGUAACAAAGGUGCACCAGCAUUCGGCGGUCCAGCAGAACUAUGUGUCUCCAUUACAAGCAACCAUUAGUAAAUCACAGACCAACCCAGUGGUGAAAUUAAGUAAUAAUCCCCAACUUUCCUGUUCAUCCCCGCUUAUUAAGAGCUCAGAUAAGCCCCUGAUGUACCGCCUUCCCUUAUCUACACCCUCACCUGGAAAUGGUUCUCAAGGGUCCCACCCCCUGGUUUCUAGGACAGCACCUAGCACCACUACCUCCAGUAACUAUUUAGCCAAGGCUAUGGUGUCACAAAUCUCCACGCAGGGUUUCAAAUCUCCCUUCUCAAUGGCAGCAUCCCCAAAACUUGCCGCAUCUCCCAAACCUGCCACAUCUCCUAAACCAUUGCCCUCACCUAAGCCUUCUGCCUCGCCCAAGCCCUCUCUCUCAGCUAAGCCUUCAGUAUCAACUAAACUUAUUUCUAAAUCCAACCCAACUCCCAAGCCAACUAUAUCCCCAAGUUCUUCCAGUCCAAAUGCACUAGUAGCCCAGAGUAGCCACUCCAGCAGUAACAACCCAGUCCAUAAACAGCCCAGUGGAAUAAACAUCAGCAGACAGUCUCCCACCUUGAACUUAUUGCCCUCUAAUCGCACUUCAGGCCUUCCAUCUACAAAAACUCUUCAGGCCCCUUCAAAGCUAACAAACUCAUCAUCCACUGGAACUGUUGGGAAGAAUAGCUUGAGUGGAAUUGCAAUGAAUGUACCUGCCAGCAGAGGUAGCAACCUUAACUCAAGCGGAGCUAAUAGGACUAGUCUAUCUGGGGGAACAGGAAGUGGAACACAGGGUGCUACUAAACCGUUGUCUACUCCACAUAGACCAUCCUCUGCCUCAGGGUCUUCAGUGGUAACAGCCAGUGUGCAGUCCACAGCAGGAGCAUCAUUAUUGGCUAAUGCCUCACCUCUGACUCUCAUGACAUCACCUUUGUCUGUAACAAAUCAAAAUGUGACUCCUUUUGGGAUGCUGGGUGGCCUUGUUCCAGUGACCAUGCCCUUCCAGUUUCCCUUGGAGCUACUUGGCUUUGGAACGGACACAGCUGGAGUGACAACCACCUCGGGAUCUACCUCAGCCGCUUUCCACCACCAUAGCCUAACUCAGAAUUUACUAAAGGGUUUACAGCCAGGAGCUCAACAUGCAGCAACACUUUCCCACUCACCUCUGCCUACACAUUUACAGCAAACAUUUAAUGAUGGAGGCCAAAGUAAAGGGGACACUAAAUUACCACGGAAAUCUCAGUGACUUCCAGCAAGCAAAGGAAAUGAAACAUUUAGUUGGCUGAUGGAAUCUACCUGAUGGGAAAGUAUUUAUGUGGUCAUAGGGCUGCUGUUUCUGUCGAUGUUUACAUUCUCUCGUCCCAAGCACUGUGGUGAGGAGGAAAAAGAAAAGAAAACAUUACUUGAGCAAAGCCAGGUGCAGGAGGAAGAAAAUGCUUUUGUGCAAAGUUAGGGUUCUUUGGUCUCUUCUAAAGAAAGACAAAGUUACCAGGUUAACUGACUUGAAAGAGGCUCAGUUGUCAAACCCACAGGAGUACAAAUUUGAUUUAUCCCGGGGGAGGAAGAAGAAAGUCAAAAUGAUUUGGGUGAACUCCAUCCAUCCUGGGGGUUAGAUCUGAACACUUGUAGCAUAGUUGUAUAAUAAAAGGCAAUAUAUCUGGAAUUAGGCCAGUUUGUCAGGAGUAACAAUCAUGUCUGAGUGGACUACGUAGCAAAUUUGCCACAAAAAAAUUUAAUGACCCUAUGUGUGAUACAGACAGCAGCUGAAGAAAUAUUGUACCCUCAAAAAUCCCGAGCAAAUUUGAAUCUUCUUCAGUGUAUAGCAACUCCCCAUGUAAAUCAGUGGACGAAAGAUGCUUCAGAAAAGUUAUUUUAACAGUGAUUGAUAUAUAUUAUUAAAUCAUCUAGAUUUUUAAAGUCAGGAAUUGAGCCUGUUACUCUCAAGAGAUGAAACCUAGAUGCUCCCUUUUUGUAAAAGGGUCAGUUUCAUCUUCCAUUCAGAAGCAGGUAUUUAACUCUUUUCUUCAGGUGAUUUGUGCAUCUGGUAUUAACUGGUUAAUUGUUAUUUCCAUUGUUGAUGUUAAAAUGUGACUGUGUUCACAUUUUCUCUUGAGAAACAUGGAUCUUUAACAUAGGGCUGCUACUUUGUUGCUCUUAGCCCUUGCAGGCUUACCAACAUGAACUGUAAAUUUCCCCUAAUUCACCUCACUUCACAACUACUACUUCUGUUCUUUUAGCUAGUGAUACUUCAGGUGAUUAUUAGCUAUUGAUAUAAACAGGUAGAAGUAUAUACUAUAUAUGUUUCUUCAUUGGUCAUUCAAAUGGCAUAUAUAUAGUUUUUGCAUUUUUAAGAUGGUAUUUUAAAGGGAGGAAUUACAUUAGGUUAACAAUCACAAUGUAUUUUUACUCCCUAUAUCCAGUGUAGUGAAAUUGUUUAAAGCAUUUGGGAUCUUAAAGCUUUACUAAUACUUACUGAGUAUUGAUAGGCGAGUAAACCUGCAGAUAAUAAGACUCCUUAGUUACUAUAGUUUUCUUAUACAAAUAGCAUAUUCAACAAAGGAUGUUAAGGGAAAAAUUGAUUCUGUUUGGGUACAUUUUAUUUGAUUUUUGUUGUUGCCUCAUCAUCAUUGUUAGAGUGUCUUUUGUUUUUUAAGCUUCUGAAUAUUUUUCAAACUACACCCAAGAAUGGUGUAAAGCUCUAAAUGGUGUAAGCUUGGUCCAUUUUUAAUGACAGACUAACCUAAAAAACAGCAUUAGACUGGUAGUAGCAAGAUUUCUUGCAUAUAUUUUCAUUACACAUUGCCCUAUACCAUUAAGUUUAUGCUAAUAAGAGUAUUAAACAGGCCUUUUCUUCCUUUUAUUAAUAAAAGUCCCAAAUAGCCUUCACAGGACUGUGAAUAAAUAACCACCAGAUCUAUUCAGAUCUGUAUGCCUAUAUUUUGACUUCAAAGUCACAUUGGCUUGCUUCAUAGCAAAAAAGUUAAUAAAUAACUGAAAACUUUAGUUCCAAGAACUUGUUACAGUAAGGGGAAAGGAUUAUUUCAAAUAAAUCAUUGAUAUAAUUUCUUGACUCUAAGAAUUUAGUAUACCAACAAAACAAAUAUGGAUGUUGUAUGAACUCCAGUAGGUAUUUUGGAAGGAUAAUGGGAUGUCGCAGAGAGGUUCGACUUGAAUUCAGUGUAUUUAAGUUUUGUUUGAUCUUUUUAACUAGAGAAGCUUACCGAAUUCUUGACUUAUUCCAAUGUAGCAGACCUCUUGCUUUUAUUGAAUUUAAAAAAAAAAAAAAAAAGUCUUUGCUAAUACUUUCUGGGUAAGUGAUGGGAGUUUUCCUUUGGAAAGGUAGCCUUUGUUUUACUUCCAAUACCAGAAGAGAAGUCAGAGUCCAUAUUAAUCUCUCUUCCUGCUGAUAAUUUUACAUGUAUCUGUCUGAUAAUUUUACAUGUACACACAUAUAUAUUCAUAUAAAUGUACUAGUUUAAGUCAAAGAAUAAUAAUUUUAAUUUAUCAAUUCUGAAUCAUGCCAUAUGAAGAUCACUGAUGACGCUUUGUCAUCAUUGGGAAAUAACUGAAUUAUCAGUUCUUUCCCCCUGUAUCACUUUAUACUAACCAGUAAAAAUGUCUGAAGACCCUUGGCUCUGGGAGUAUAAUAUGGAGAUUAUAUUCUAUUCUCUUCAGUCUUGAUUCCUUGAGGACUGCUGUCAGAUACCCACCUUAAACACUCCCCCAUUUCCACGGACCAACUCACGUCCUUUUUAGUCAAGACCCCCCUUUUAUGUUGUACAAAUGAGUCAAAGUAUGAUCAGAGAAUUUCUACAUGUAAAUACAAACCUAUUUCUUUUCUAGAUCAUAGCAUUGAAAAUGGUGUCCAUACUUUGUCUUUACAGUUUUUAUUACUGAAAAACAUACAAAUUGGUUAUUUUUUAGCACAGAGACUUGUGAUUCAUACUGUAUUUUUGCACUUAAAAAAACAGAUUAUGUUAUUUUUUAAAAUGGUGAGUAAUUGGAAAGGAUAUCUAUAGAGUAAUGUGUAUUUCUGAAGAGCAUUAGCAACAUCCAAAUGCAAAAAUAAUCAGCACACUUAAUUAUGUCCCACUCAGUGGGAGUCUUGAUUCAGGAAGAUUAAGCUAUUCAUUUUCAACUGUCUUAUUUUAAAUUGCCUUCACUGAUAUAUAAGCUGUUACUGUACAUACAAGUUAAUCCUCAGUAUUCACAAGCAAUAAUGCUCAGCAGGGUUGUCAGUGAUAGCAGUGCUGAGCCUCGGGUGGAGACUGUUUGGGAGCAGAGUGUCAAGCUCAUUCAGAGCCUCCAAAAUAAAUGCAAGCAAUAAUUUCCAUCAUAAGCCAAUUCUAAUUCUUUCUCAUAUGCUUCUGAGUUCAGAGGGUAGAAGAAAUCAUGGUUUUAAAACAGCCUGAAGAAAAGGGUUUUGAGAAAAGAAGUGCGGUUAAUCUGUAGUCACAAAAUCCUGAUAUUUUGAAGAAAUCAGAGGGUUGUAUUAGUACAUUCUUUCAUGCCCACCACCCCUUUGAUGGAUGUUGUUAGCCCAAAUUAAAUGUUUUUAUGUCGUAGACAUUGAAUAGGGUUUAUUGGAUCAGCAAGGUUAGGGGAAGGACCGGGCACAUACAUGUUUGCAUACUGUGGGUUUGACACCUGUUUGAAAACAAUUUAUUGAAAAUGAUUUUUAACUAAACCAGGAUAUUUUUUUCCCAAAGCAGAUCAAAAUUGUUUACUACCCAGGGUUAGAAGGGGCAGGCAACUCUAGUCUUUCUCCUCUGAUUGCCCUCUCCCAUGUCCCUUUCCACCUCUACUUAGUUCAAGAUAUUUUCCAAGAUGAAAAUUCUACUGUUAUUCAAACUGCCAUUGAUUAUGAGAACUCUGUGUCCUUUGGGAUUAUCUCUUACAACUCCAGUUAUCUAUCAUAUUUGCUGCUACAUUUGUAAAAUGAACUUUGCCUGUAUUGGUUGACUUUAAUUUACAGUUCUUUAUUUCUAGGAGGUUUUGUCAUAUAAUUUGACCCAUGUAUAGAAUUAGGAUACUUUAUUUUAGGAGUGUACCAUAAAAGCACACUGGUCCCUGUAUUGUUUUUAUCAUUUAGAUUUUGAAUUUGUGUUUGCUUUUUUUGUUGGUUUGUUUUUGUUUUUGUUUUUUAAGUUGGAAAUAGAAGAAUGAGAGAAGUCUAUAAUCAGGCCAAACUUGAGAACUUUCCCUGUGCUUCAGCACUAUAAUUUCUGCUGACCCAAUGUUCUCAAAAGGGGCACUUUUACUUUCUGUUGUGCAUGUAUGAUUGGGUUUUUUUGUUUUGUUUUUUGCUUUGUGGGGUGGGGGGUUGUUUUUGUAACAAUGAAGCAAAAGAAAAGUGCAGUAGUAGAUAAGUGACUAAUCACAAACAUGUUAUGCAAUUUUAUUUUAUAAAAUUUUUAAGGGGAAAAGUUUAACUCUGUAAAUCAUUUCUUAGCUCUGGUAAAAUGCUUAUAUUACUCCUCUAAAACAUGCUCAAUUCAGGCCUUUGUCUUUGUUAAGUGCCUUUUUUUCUUUCUUUUUUCCCCUCUUUGGAAACUGUUCUCAGAUAUCCUAAAGUACAGACUGAUAAGUCAGGGGAUUCAGAAGGAAGAAUCUCAAACUUGCCAACGUCAUGUCAUGCUGUAAUACUCUUCCUUUUCUUUCUAAGUAUAUGGAUAUAUGUGUAAGAUAUAUACAUAUACACACAUAUAUAUAUAACUAGUGGCUGCUGUACCAUCACAUCCUCUCCAAACACUCUCUUUUGGUAUUUGCAAAACUUCUGCCUUGUUUAUUCCAUUGCAUUUAGUUGAUUAAAAUGGGUGGAUUUAGAAAUUGUCUUUUCAAAAGAUGCUGUCU
Cynocephalus volans (Philippine flying lemur) is the source of this 8866-nucleotide messenger RNA. It is a transcript of the gene UBN2, whose product is annotated as ubinuclein 2. The coding region runs from base 216 to 4259 and encodes 1347 amino acids. Gene Ontology annotation, biological process: chromatin organization. The record is from RefSeq and is a predicted model, not a curated record. The transcript is spliced from 18 exons. Gene Ontology annotation, cellular component: nucleus. NCBI's taxonomy places the organism in Eukaryota, Metazoa, Chordata, Mammalia, Dermoptera, Cynocephalidae.